GUGCGCGUGUGCAAUUACUCAAUUCGCCCUUGCACGCAUAAACAAUGCAUUUUUUUGUACAUUUGGCAAAGGCUAAAGUCUACAAAGCGCAGUCUACUCUGUUUGUUACAGAUCCUUGGAAACAGACAACUGUAUGGAGAUCAAAUGUUUCAUCGAUGAGCAAAUUUGCAGAAUGUCGCUCCAUCUUCUCCCACUGCCGGCCAUUGGGCUUCCUCUCAUCACCAUAUUUGGUAGUGUUAAACUCCAACCGGAUGCGUCACAGUUAUACAUCCGAUGAAAUAUCGGGCUCAUUGUUCUAUCUGUGUGUAUAAUCUGUGUAUCUACGCUACAACAUGACCUAUAGUGUACGUCGUUGCGUCGUGCGUAGCGGGUGGGACAACGCUCGUGCACUGCAUUGUUGUGGGGGGAGAGCUCGAGUUUGCAGUUGCAGCCUCAAAACGGUUCCAGGCUAUAGGGAAGAGGCCAAUUCAGAUCCUUGAGCAAAUGCUUUUAUGCUCAUGAUAGAACCCCGUCUAGUAUUUAACAAGACGCAGAGGGCUCCCAACUGCAUUAUUCUCCUUUAUUACUGAAAAAGCCUAAGCAUCUACUGCUGGAUGAGAACAUUGUGUACGGAAUUACACUUACUGAGCAGGCCACAUCGCCAUUCCUUUCAAAGGCUGUUGACAAGCUACUAUCUACAACCAGCAAAGCUGUUUCUAGUUCUAAGCUGUUCAGGUGUCGAGGAUGAGGAAGAAGGCUCGGCACCACAGGGUCCCCGAGCCCCAGAGGCCGCCCUCCCCCAUCCAGCCAUCCCCCAACAAACAGACUCUGACCUAUGCCCAGGCCCAGCGCAUGGUGGACAUGGAGAUUGAUGGCCGGAUGCACCGGAUCAGCAUCUACGACAAGCUGGACGUGAUCUCGGAUGAUGACCCUACGGCUCAGGAGAUUAUGGAGUGCACCAGCAACAAGGAGAACAUGGAGAAGCCUCAGCAGACGUUAAUGCGCUCCGUCCGGUUAAAAAACAACCAGGAGAAGAGAAGUGCAGCUGCUGUCGCACAGAACCACACAACACAUGGAGCUACAGCAGCACCAGUACAGACACUUCCAGAGGCCAAGAUCCGGACUGUGGAGUAUAACCUACCAGCGGUCCCCAGGAGGCCCCCAGUGUACUAUAAGUAUGUGGAGAAGACGUCAGAGGAGUUAGAUGAGGAGGUGGAGUAUGAUAUGGAUGAGGAGGACUACGCCUGGCUGGAAGUAGUUAACGAUACGAGGAGGAGUGAGGGUGUCAGUCAGGUGUCCCACAACGUGUUUGAGUUCCUGGUGGACCGCUUUGAGAAGGAGACACAGAUGGAGAAGGUGAGCCAGGGCCAGGACAAGCUGACCAUAGACGAGGACGCUGUCUGCUGCAUCUGCAUGGACGGAGAUGGCCAGGACAGCAACGUCAUCCUCUUCUGUGACAUGUGCAACUUGGCCGUGCACCAAGAGUGUUACGGUGUCCCUUACAUCCCAGAGGGACAGUGGCUAUGCCGGCACUGCCUCCAGUCGCCCACCCAGCCUGCAGGCUGCAUACUGUGUCCUAACAAAGGUGGAGCAGUGAAAAAGACUGACGAUGACCGCUGGGGUCAUGUGGUGUGCGCCCUGUGGGUGCCGGAGGUAGGGUUUUCCAACACAGUCUUCAUCGAGCCCAUCGACGGAGUCAGCAACAUACCGUCCGCCCGCUGGAAGCUCACCUGCUACCUCUGUAAGGAGAAGGGGGUGGGGGCCUGUAUCCAGUGUCACAAGGCUAACUGCUACACCGCCUUCCACGUUAGCUGUGCUCAGAAAGCAGGACUCUUUAUGAAGAUGGAACCAAUCAAGGAGUUUACAGAGACCGGCGAACCAACGUUUUCGGUGAAGAAGACUGCUUACUGUGGGGCUCACACCCCCAACAGUUCGGUCAAAAGACCCCUCACCAUCUACGAGGACGCCAAACCCAAAAAUGGAUUGUGUUCCCCUCUGAAAGGGGAGAAGACGAGGGGCGCCAAUGCACUGACGAAAGGCAGGAAAAGGAAGAGCAAGAAGGUGGCGCCAGAGGAAGAGGUCCCACCCUUGGCCGUGCCUAGCUUUCCUCCCCAAAGGUUAAACACCAUCCUCAACCGGGUGUCUAUGCAGAAAAAGAAGGUGUUUGUGGAGCUGGCUCUAAACUACUGGACUCUAAAGAGACAGGCGAGGAACGGAGUACCCCUCAUCAGACGACUACAGUCCAGCCAACAGUCCCACCAGAAGACCCAUGCUGCACAGCCGAAGGAGAGUGAGGAGGAGACCCGGGCUCUGAAGGAGCAGCUCAAGGAGUGGCAUCGUCUAAGACAUGACCUGGAGAGAGCCAGGCUAUUGCUGGAGCUCAUACGCAAGAGGGAGAAACUCAAGAGAGAAGAGAUGAAGCUGCAGCAGAGCCUGUUAGAGGUCCAGCUGACUCCCUUCAGUAUCCUGCUCAGGUCUGUGCUGGAACAGCUACAGGAGAGAGACCAGUCCUUGAUCUUUGCCCAUCCUGUCGACAUCAAAGAGGUGCCUGACUACCUUGACCACAUCAAGAACCCCAUGGAUUUCUCCACUAUGAGGAAACGCAUUGACGACCAGGUCUACAGCAACCUGGAUGACUUUGAGUCUGACUUCAAUCUCAUCAUCUUCAACUGCAUGAAGUACAACUGUAAGGAUACCUUCUUCCACCGGGCGGCCGCCCGUCUCCGAGACCAGGGUGGGGCUUUGAUCAGGAAGACGCGGAGGGAUGUGGAACGAAUCGGCUUCGAGAAGGACAGCGGGAUGCACCUGCCCGAACCGCCCAAGAUCGAAGCGCCUCCACUGUUUUCCUGGGAGGACGUGGACCAGUUAUUGGUCCCAGCCAACCGGCAGCACAUGCCUCUGGAGGAGCAGCUGAGAGAGCUGCUGGAGAAACUGGACCUGACGUUCUCCAUGAAGUCCAGCCCGUCACGCUCCAAACGCCUCAAGCUGCUCAAGAAGACCAUCAACGACGUGCGCAGCGAGAUGAGCUUCGGCCUGAGGAGGGCGUCCCACCACUCCCAUUUGCACUCUUCUUCCUCCCAUCCAGAAAGGAGUGAAGCUGGGGAGGCAGAGGGCGUGAAGACCAAUGGACAGAGUCCUGAUAAUGAGGGGGACAAAUCAUUACCUCCCAAAUUGGAACCCCCUGACUCCCUAGCUCCUCUCCUGCACUUCGAGAGUAACUCAGAACCCCCUACCCUCAAACCCAUCCACCCCAACCACACCCCAGACAGCAAGACCCACGAACAGGUCAAAUUUGACCGGGAGAAACCCAACAACGCUUCCUCCACCACUACCAAGACCCUUCUCAAUGGCUACUCCGACUCCCAGAACCCCCUGCUUCUUUCAAAGGGGGACGUGAGUGUGGUGGCCACCUCCACCCUGGCCCAACCCUCGGAAGCGACUGUCAACCGCCGCACUGCCGUGCUCUUCAAGAAGUCAAAGACCUCUAACCCCGGGAAGAACCAGGGGGGGAGAGGAGGCGGCGAGGCCCAGACAGGGUGCCCUCAGCUGGGCACCAAGACCUUCCUGUCGGUGAUGAUCCCCAGGCUGGAGACCCUCCUCCACCCAAGGACUAGGAAGAGGAGCCACAGUCUCCGUGGGGGGUACAGCGAGGGGGGUGGAGACAGGGAGGACGAGUCCCCUGUCAAACACAUUAACACAGGCCUGUCUAAUGGUUUUGCGAUGGAGGAGGUCAUUGAUGAAGAGAAGGAGCUAAGUGCCAGCAGGCCUCUAGAAACCAGGAGACGGUGUGCCUCUGAGUCCAGCAUCUCAUCUAGUGGUAGUCUGCUGGGCAGCACCAGCAGCACCCUCAGUCUUCCAACAUGUGGUAAAGGCAAACCGGCCUUGGUCCGAAGAAACACUGUGGAUGAUAAGAACGACCUCAUUGCCUGCAUAGAAACCGGGAACUUUGCCAGAGCUGCUAGGAUUGCCGCCGAAGUUGGCAACAGCAAUAUUUGGAUGCCUGCUAGUGCUGCAACAGUUGUUCUGGAACCUUUAAAGCUAGUUUGGGCAAAAUGUAGCGGAUACCCUUCCUAUCCUGCCUUGAUCGUCGACCCCCACAUGCCCCGGGUGGGGUGCCAGCACAACGGGGUGUCUAUCCCCAUGCCCCCCCUUGAUGUCCUCCGUGUCGGAGAACGGAUGCAGUACAAGAACGAAGAAAAACUCUUCCUCGUCCUUUUCUUUGACAACAAACGCAGCUGGCAAUGGCUUCCUAAGUCUAAGAUGGUCCCUCUGGGGAUUGACAAGACCAUCGACAAGAUCAAGAUGAUGGAGGGCAGAACGUCCAGCAUCCGUAAGGCUGUUCAGACGGCCUUCAAACGUGCCAUGAACCAUCUUAGCAUCGUUCAGGAUGAACCUGUCAGCGACAUGAGCGACGUGGACUAACACACACACACACACACACACACACACACCUACUCUCCAUUACACACAGACACCCAACCCCCCCUGAAUUACUGCUCAUGGCCUUGUCCUGUACCUGAGUCUGGCAUACUCUCCUUCCUUCUCCUCUUCGUCAGUCUUUCCAGAGUUCUACGCUGACUGUGUUUACCAGGUGCCUGCCUACCCCCCCCUGGCUUGAUAUGGUGCCUCCUUCCUCGUCAGCCCCCGCCCGCUGGUCUGACGGCUGCUGCUUUAAUGAAUGUGCCCGAGUUCCCCUCCUAUCUACCUUUCUCCAAAGGUCGUGUUCUAAUUGAAAACUAAUAGAAACAGGGUGGGUUUAAUGGACUUGCCCAAAAAAGAAACGCUCAUUGCCGUUUUCUUUCAAAACCAUUUUGAUAUGUUUCCUGCUGUGUUCCGUAAGGAACAUGACCCCAUGACUGCAAGACUGCUGCCAUGAUCCUUCUCUAUGCCCUAUGACCAUGCCACUGCCAAGAUGGGCUGCUUCUUCCUCACCUCACUCAUCUCACCUUAUGCCAUUUAUUUCCACCCAAAACUACCUACUAUGUUUUAAAGUUAACUGUAAAUAACUGCAAUAUUUGUCUGACACACUAACUUAUUGUGUAGAUUGAAAGAAAUUGGUACUGUACAAUGGCUUUUCUUACUAGUAUUUAUACUUUUCGGUGAAUUAUGUAAGCACUACGGUGUGGUAUUUCCAAGUGCUGUGAAUAUAAGACAAGUGUAAAAAUCCUUAGCAGUGUAAUUUUUCUUUACAUUUUUUUUCUUUUUUGUAUUUUCUUUUAAGUUAUUGAAGUUUCUAAAUAUAAGCUUCCCUUUGGCAUUAGUCCUUUUGUAAUAUUGUUUUUUAACAAUAGUUUUCGUAUAUUUUGUUCGUACAUAUUUAUGAUUGAGUGCCUUCGGAAAGUAUUCAGACCCCUUGACUUUUUCCACAUUUUGUGAGGUUACAGCCUUAUUCUAAAAUGUAUUAAAUUGUUUUUUCCACCUCCAUCUACACACAAUACCCCAUAAUGACAAGGCAAAAACAGGUUUUUAGAAAUGUUUGCUAAUUUAUAAAAAAUAAACUGAUAUCACAUUUACCUAAGUAUUCAGACCCUUUACUCAGUACUUUGUUGAAGCACCUUUGGCAGCGAUUACAGCCGCGAGUCUUCAUGCGUAUGACGCUACAAGCUUGGUACACCUGUAUUUGGGGAGUUUCUCCUGUUCUUCUCUGCAGUUCUUCUCCAGCUCUGUCAGGUUGGAUGGGGAGCAUUGCUGCACAGCUAUUUUCAGGUCUCUCCGGAGUUGUUCGAUCGGGUACAAGUCCGGGCUCUGGCUGGGCCACUCAAUGACAUUCAGAGACUUCUCCCAAAGCCACUCCUGCGUUGUCUUGGCUGUGUGCUUAGGGUCGUUGGGAUGUGAGCCUUCACUCCAGUCUGAGGUCCUGAGCGCUCCAGAGCGCUCUUCAUCAAGGAUGUCUUUGUUCUGCUCUGUUCAUCUUUGCCUUGAUCCUGACUAGUCUCCCAGGCCCUGCCACUGGAAAACAUCCCCACAGCAUAAUGUUGCUACCACCAUGCUUCAUUGUAGGGAUGGUGCAAGGUUUCCUCCAGAUGUGACACUUGACAUUCAGGCCAAAGAGUUCAAUCUUGGUUUCAUCAGACCAGAGAAUCUUGUUUCACAUGGUCUGAGAGUCUUUAGGUGCCUUUUGGACAGCCCUGUUAGGAGUUUGCAUGUGCCUUUUACUGAGGAGUGGCUUCCGUCUGGUCACUCUACCAUAAAGGCCUGAUUGGUGGAGUGCUGCAGAGAUGGUUGUCCUUCUGGUCGGUUCUCCGAUCUCCACAGAGGAACUCUAGAGCUCUGUAAGAGUGACCAUCGGGUUCUUGGUAACCUCCCUGACCAAGGGCCUUCUCCCCCUUUUUUGCUCAGUUUGGCUGGGUGGCCAGCUCUAGGAAGAGUCUUGGUUGUUCCAAACUUAUUCCUUUUAAAAAUGAUGGAGGUCACUGUGUUCUUGGGGACCUUCAAUGCUGCAGACAUUUUUUGGUACCCAGAUCAGGGCCUCAACACAAUCCUGUCUCGGAGCUCUACGGACAGUCCCUUCCACCUCAUGGCUUGGUUUUUGCUCUGACAUGCACUGUCGACUGUGGGACCUUAUAUAGACAGGUGUGUGCCUUUCCAAAUCAUGUCCAAUCAAUUUAAUUUACCACAGGUGGACUCCAAUCAAGAUGUAGAAACAUCUCAAGGUUGAUCAAUGGAAACAGGAUGCACCUGAGCUCAAUUUCGAGUCUCAUAGCAAAAGGUCUGAAUACUUAUGUAAAUAAGGUAUUUGUUUUUUAUUCCUAAUACAUUUUCAGCAUUUCUAAAAACCUGUUCACUUUGUAAUUAUGGGGUAUUGUAUGUAGAUGGGUAUUUUUUUUAAAUCCAUUUUAGAGUAAGGCUGUAACGUGAAAAAGUCAAGGGGUCUGAAUGCUUUCCGCAGGCAAUGUAUGCGUGUGUGUGUGUGUGUGUGUAUAUAUAUAUAUAUAUAUACAUUAUGAGAGAGAGAUAUCUGUAUAAUUCAGAUGCUCACGUGUUGGGAAGUAUUUUGUUGUUAUGGAAACCGAAAGUGCGUUGUUCUCAAGAAACCAAAAAACUUGCUGCCCAGAUUAUUUUAUACUUGGAUUUGUUUGUGCCUGUGUUUUGGAAGUUUAUUGGAAAAAAAAUGGUUAAAAGUUUAUUUUUUACAACAGGAUUUUGACUGUUACUUACUUCUAGGACCUUUUAUUGUAGACUUAGGAAGAUGUGCCUGUUAUUUAUUGUAAAGUAUUUGUAUUACUUUAUAUUUGGAGAAUCAUGUAAGAGUUUCUAGUGGUUAUCGGCUCAUUUUGAGGUGAAUCCUUGGGUUGCGUUUUUACUUCUGGUUAAUUUGAUGGUUUAGCUGUAGACUUCACAACAUUAUUUUUAUAGUAAGUUCUUUUUCUAGGUAGCAUUGGGUAGUUUUGGAUAAUUUCAUUCUUAGUUGAUUUCUUUUUUUAUCAUCAGGUCUAUUACUGGGACUGUCCUUCCUUUUUUAUCAAGACACAGAUAAUAAAAAGACAAGGAUGUAAAAUCA
Molecule: messenger RNA, 7480 nt
Organism: Salvelinus fontinalis (brook trout)
Lineage: Eukaryota; Metazoa; Chordata; Actinopteri; Salmoniformes; Salmonidae
Product: bromodomain-containing protein 1-like
Exons: 14
Coding region: 724-4401 (1225 amino acids)
Biological process (GO): regulation of transcription by RNA polymerase II
Cellular component (GO): MOZ/MORF histone acetyltransferase complex
Molecular function (GO): protein binding
Source: RefSeq, a predicted model, not a curated record